AUGAAUUCCAAACAGCCAAGCACCUGUUUCCGGCGAUGUUACACGACGAAACCAAAUGGAAAAGACGUUGUCUCCUCCGCCGACCCUGUCAAACGAGUCGGUCAAACAGGAGUCUCUCUCGCCAGAUCUGCCUCCGGCGUUUCAAAAUCUAAGAAACCAAACAGCAGAGCCGUUAUCUCCUCUACUGAUCCGGCCAACCGAGCCGGUCAUCCCGGAGACCCUCUCGCUACAGCUAUCUCCGGCGAUUCCAAGUCCAAGAAAUCAAGAGGCAAAGCUGUUACCUCCUCCACCGAGCCGAUCAAAGGAGCCCGUCCACACGGAGUCUCUCCCGCUAUCGCUGUCUCCGGCGAUCCAAAGUCCAAGAUACUCAACGGCAGAUCCGUCGUCUCCUCAUCCGCCGAAGUACUGUUCUUCAAAGAUGUCAAGUACGGACCACAAGAAGGCGAGCUAAGGUUUCGUCUGAUACAUUUUUGGGAGGCUCGGAACGCACUCACGAAGGUCUUGUUUGGUCUCGAAAUGCUUCUGAUCGACGGACAGGGUACUGUGAUCCAGGGGUUCAUCCCACCAAACAGGAUCGAGACCUAUUUGCCACAUUUGUUCGCUGGUUCCGUCUACAAGCUUAAUAACUUUUAUGGAUCUAAAAGCAAGACUGUGUACCGAGUUGUUGAACCAGACGUGACCAUUGCUUUCUCAUGGAACUCUGUGCUCUCGCCUCUCGAGAACAGUCCGGUUCCGUUUCCUGAAGACCGGUUCCGUUUCUAUGGUUAUGAAGAGUUUGAAGCGGCAUGUGACCUCAGGGGAGAUGUUUAUGAUUAUGUCGGUCACAUAAAACUGGUGAAUGAGCAGACCUUGAGUGAUAGUCUUGUGCUUGAUGAAGUCGAGAUAGCUUUUUCCAGGAGAAUUUUGGUCCAUGUCCAGGCGCAUGAUGGUCCUGUUAUGAAGCUGUACAUAUGGGACAAGUCCGCUGUAGACUUCUGUGAGAAGUUUAAAGCGCUUGGAAAACCUCCAACUGUUAUUCUGGUUACAACUGUGAAUCCAAAACGUUUUGGAGGUGCCUUAACUCUGUCAACUUUAUCAUCAUCGCGUGUUUUUUGAUAUGGAUGUUCAAGCAACCCGGGAAUAUCUUGCUUGGUUUGAAUCGAACACAGAAGUUGCCAAGGUACAAUAUUUACACAGAGGGUGAAUGCUGAGAUUGUCACCAAAGCCGAGACGGCUACUAUAGGGGAGCUGUUAUCUUACAUGAAGCAGGAAGGUGCAAAGGUAGCUUGGUUCGAGUGCACAGCCACUAUUGAUGAUGUUGUGCGUGAUUCGGCAUGGUAUUAUAUUGCUUGUGGUGGGUGCAAGACUAAAGCAAUCAAAGGGCCUACCACGCCU
Molecule: messenger RNA, 1374 nt
Organism: Brassica napus (rape)
Lineage: Eukaryota; Viridiplantae; Streptophyta; Magnoliopsida; Brassicales; Brassicaceae
Exons: 7
Coding region: 1-1095 (364 amino acids)
Source: RefSeq, a predicted model, not a curated record